GCUCUUCUGAGAUUUUGUCACAGCAACGCCGCGCACAACGCACAAUCAAAAUUUCUGUUGGUGUGUGGUUUCCCUAGAUUCGUCGGUCGCAUCGCAGACUGAAGCAUAGUUAUAUUAGACACUAUGAAGCUCGUUCAGAUCGCUUACCUCGUACUCCUUGCAGCUUCCAGUGUCACAGUUAGUAGUGCCAGUAUGGUGGUGACAGCACCUUUGGCCAAACCAACUCUACGCUGCGUAGACGAGUGCUCCACUCAACCGCAUUCGUGCCAGUCAGGGACGUCGCCUUACCAGAUAGGCCCUACGUGCUGGCAGUGCUUAUCAUUUGGGUCCCUGAGUGCUGGCUGAGUUGCAUCUACAUCGCAAAAAGUCAGUCGAACUUGAUAAUUCAGAUACAGACACGGCGGAUAAAAUGAGGC
Messenger RNA from Suillus plorans, 416 nucleotides. RefSeq lists its product as uncharacterized. The coding region runs from base 124 to 345 and encodes 73 amino acids. Lineage: Eukaryota; Fungi; Basidiomycota; Agaricomycetes; Boletales; Suillaceae. The transcript has 2 exons. The record is from RefSeq and is a predicted model, not a curated record.